AAAAAAAAAAAAAAAAAAAAAAAAAAAAGGGGAAGAAGGAAAAGAAGGAGAGAGAGAGAUCAGAAGUGCCGGUCUUAACUGUGAAUAACGAAGCAGCAGCUGUAAGCGGCUCGGGAUGGCAUCAAACAAUCGAAAGCUGAAGGGAAAAAGAUACUUAAGAAUGAAUGAUGGACCAAAUGAUAAUGAUCAACAAAAUGUGCAGAAUGCAUUGGAUGGUCACACUACUGCUACCUUUUUUGAUAACAAUAUCAAUCGUCGAAUCAAAUCAAGAAGAUGGAUAGAAGUGUCUGAAGCGGUGGUUGAGGAUAGCCGGGUAAAGCAACACAAUGAUGAUGGUAUCAAUGUAAUACAACAUCGAGAUAAGCGAGUUAGAAAUAAUCGAGAGACGUCAAAUGUGACAAUGAAGCGAACUACUGUUACUGAGGCUAAUUCGAAUGGUAAUGGUCAGGGUGGAACUGGCGAACAUUUACAUUCAUUCGGUCAAGCAAGCUAUCAAAGCACUAGACAAGAUGUGGGAUUGAUUGACAUUGAGAAAGAAAGAAAGAGAGGUGAGGAACAAUGUCCUCCCGAUUUGGACAGUGCCAGGAAUGAACUGGACAUAGCCAGAAAAUACCACAAAUGGAGCAAAAGAAACACCACAAAGGUGAGAGAAGAGCAGCAGAUUCUUGAGGAUGCUGAAAAGGAUGAAGGAGAAAGGACCUCCCCCCAACUCUUAGGCCUUCAAUCUAGAUCUUCAGGGAGGCCCUAUCCAAAUCAAGCUUCGUAACCAACUGAGCUUGGCCGGAGAAAUCGAAAUCAAAGAGAGUAAAGAUUGGUCUGUUUGAAAUUUGUAUUUAACUGAAAUUGAUCUAUUUGAAAUUUGUAUCUAGCUCAUCCAAUCCAACUACCAA
Molecule: messenger RNA, 890 nt
Organism: Rosa rugosa (rugosa rose)
Lineage: Eukaryota; Viridiplantae; Streptophyta; Magnoliopsida; Rosales; Rosaceae
Exons: 5
Coding region: 116-766 (216 amino acids)
Source: RefSeq, a predicted model, not a curated record